This is a messenger RNA of Paramecium sonneborni, 640 nucleotides long. Lineage: Eukaryota; Ciliophora; Oligohymenophorea; Peniculida; Parameciidae. The record is from the annotation of a GenBank genome assembly.
ACUGGAAUGAAGCUAAAUUCUUAGAAGAUGAAUGUUUCAAAAAGGUUUAGUCCUACAUUUAUAUAGUUUAUAAUCAAAGUUUAAGAGAAGCUAUUAACAUUAAUAUAUCUAUUUUCAGAAGACAAACCUGUAAUUUUUCAGGAAUUCUAGGAACUUAUUUAGAUAAAUAAAAAAUAUCAAUGUUAUAUAAAAGAGGAUCGUAGAAACAGAAUCAGUUGAUGAAUAUGUUAAAGGUGUUUGGAUAAGAUUGCUUAUUGCAUUUCUAAAACUUUAAGUAGUAGAUCAGAUAUAUAUUAUACUUAGUAUAUUCAGGUUCUCAAGUACAAGAUAAUAUCAAGAUAAAAGUGACUUAGAAAAUAAGAUAUUAUCAACUUUCCUUACAAAAAGUAGUUAUGAAUUCAUUACUUAUGAUACAUCUAAACCAGUUAAUGCUGUUGAUGGUUAAUUACCAUAUGAUAGUAUUGAAAGAGAAUGGACAUAUGUUUAGACUGUUCUUAAAAUGAAUAUUUUAUGGAAUGAUAUCGUUUAAAGAACAAUAUAAGGCAAUCCUCUAACAUUAGAUGUUACUCAUUAGGUGCUAAUUGGAUAUGCACAUUUUUUUCUAGGAGUAAGAGAAUUAGGUUAAUAGUUUGUUUUUUGA